ACAAAGUUCUGCAAGAAGAAUCCGUCCACCGGUGGACGGAUUACCCGCCAACGUUGGCGAAAAGGUUCCGUCUACCGGUGGUCGGAAUACUGGAAAAAGUUUUGCAAGAGGAAUCCGUCCACCGGUGGACGGAUUGCCUGAAAAUCUUGGCGAGAAGGUGCACAAAGUUCUGCAAGAAGAAUCCGUCCACCGGUGGACGGAUUACCCGCCAACGUUGGCGAAAAGGUUCUGUUCACCGGUGGACGGAAUACUGGACACAGUUUUGCGAGAUUGUUGCAAGUUCUGCAGGAAUGGUCGCUCCACCGGUAGAUGGAUUGCCUGCCAAAGUUGGCAGGACGAACCGGACCAACUUUGGACAGUUUUGCAAAGGACAUUAUAAUAUUUUGUUUACUUUUUCCGGCAGAACCAAGUGGCCAGUGUGGAAGCGGAAUGGAAGGGACUCGAUUCUGUUCUACACGUAAUAUUGACCACAGGAUAAGAACAUUCAAAUCUCGAUCAUUUUGGACACGAACGGAGAUGAUCUGUUGCGGAGUCGUCGUUCCUCGUUCUUCUGGCAGUCCGACUCGACGUUGUCCAUCAGACAACCAACUUAUACGAAACGACGAAAUCCAGCAAGAACCGAGCUGCAGGAAAAUGUGGCACGAACGGCCAUCCUACUCGUUAGAAACGGGCUCUAUCAUUGUCACCGAUCUCGGCAGACGGCGGCGGCAACGAUCAACUCCUCCACGGGCUUCCCGGCGGCCGGUGACCAACGACACGCUUAUGUGCAAGUUGCAGUUCUACGACGACGAGGAGACCAGCACGUAGUCGCUGCACAAGUUUUCCGAGACGUAGGCCUGCCUGACCGGAUCGAUGAAUACACGAAGCUGUAGAAAAGCUGGAGAAAAGUGAACAACGUCAUUGCCGCCCUGUGUAAAUUUUGGUACUGGAACGUAAUCCUUGACCUCGAUAUCGCUGCACCACUCUACGCGAAGCAGCAUGCUGGAACCAGGAGAGAUCGUAACCAUUUUCCCCAAGGAACCAAAUUUUGGUCCUGGAACGUAAUCCUUGACCUCGAUAUCGCUGCACCACCCUACGCGAAGCAGCCUGCUGGAACCAGGAGAGAUCGUAACCAUUUUCCCCAAGGAAUCAACAUUGAUUACCGUGACAAACUAUCUUGCACGAAGCUUUGUUUUAUAAAAUAUGAACCUGUCAUUUUAUUUUUGUAAUUAUUAUCAAAUAAUUCAAUAAAAAUGCCGUUUA
Molecule: messenger RNA, 1242 nt
Organism: Culex quinquefasciatus (southern house mosquito)
Lineage: Eukaryota; Metazoa; Arthropoda; Insecta; Diptera; Culicidae
Exons: 2
Coding region: 310-807 (165 amino acids)
Source: RefSeq, a predicted model, not a curated record